CUUUUUUUUUUUUUUUUUUUUUGAGCUGUAAACUUAAGUUAGGUUGACUGAACAGCCACUGCAGUCCUUGAAAAACAUCUCUCUUGAGCCAUAGCAAAUCCAAUUCCUUUCUGUGUUCACUAAAUUAAGCCCAAGAAUUCAGGCAGGCCUUCCCAGGAGCUGACUGCACACAGUCAAUAAGAUGUAAGAUGUAAGAUGCCUGUUGGAUUUUGUACUUGUCAGUUUUCCUGGCUGUAUACUGCUUCUGUGCUUUUCCUGAAAAAGGAUUGAGUGGAAUGGGCCCCUACCAGGAAAUAGAAAAAAUUAGGUAACAGAAGCGCACUUGUUUUCAAAACUAAAAAGUUUGCUUUUGCAAACAAAACCUCACAUGGUUUGCUCUAUUCUUUAUAGGAGAAAUAAGUAGCUCUCUUUGGGCCUUACAUCUUCCCAGCGUUGUUGUCUUCUUUAGUGUCUUCAUGUGGUGGCUUUCUGCAUUUAAUGGGUGCCUGGGUGUAUCUUCACAGAGUAUUUGCAUCCAAAGAAUAACAGAUCUGUGAAUAAAGAGAUUGUCAGCUUUCCUUUAUUAGCUACAGAUACUCAUAAAGUUGUAGAUUUGUGGGAACCUGUAUUUUCCGUAUAAUGACUAGUCCUGUGUUUUUGUUCCAAAAUGAUGUGUGAGGUGAUGCCCACCAUCAGUGAAGAAGGCCCUUCAGGAGGAAGUGAAAACCAUGGAUCUGGCUGCCCUUCACAACCAGAUGCAGAUUCCCAUUUUGAACAGCACAUGAUGUCCAUGCUAGAAGAAACAUACAUUGCUCAGAGCACACUGAUAGAGACUCAAGAAACAUUGGCGUUGACCCAGGGGAAAUUACUCGAGGUUGGUCAUGAGAGAGAUUCGUUGCAGAGACAACUCAAUACUGCGCUUCCACAGGAGUCUUCAACGCUUGCAAAAGAGCUCAACAUUUGCAGGGAACAGCUGCUUGAGAAGGAAAAAGAAAUUGCUGAACUGAAAGCAGAAAGGAACAACAUGAGGCUGCUCCUGGAACAUCUGGAGUUCCUUGUCUCCAGGCAUGAACGCUCUCUCGAAACGACUGUGAUGAAGCGGUGUCCUGCAGGUGUGUCCACAGAGAUGGAAGUGCUAAAAGCACUGACAUCCUUAUUUGACCACCACAAGACCCUGGACGAAAAGGUACGAGAGCAAUUACGUGUAGCACUGCAAAGGUGCAGCUUGCUGGAAGAGGAACUGGGCGCCACGCAGAAGGAGCUAAUGACUCUUAAAAAACAGAAUAAUGAGAAAAAAUCACCAAGAGAUGGAGUGCUUGACCAUGAAGAAGAAGAAACACCAAGCACUAGUGGAAAGUUGCUAGCUUGCAGAGAAGAAGAACGAGAUGACAAGACAACGAUAAAAUGUGAAACUUCCCCUCUCUCCUCUCCGAAGUCCCUUCAGCUAGACAGGCUGCACACAGGGGCGUUGCAAAUAGUCAGCCACGAGGACAUCAGGGACAUGCAAAAAUCAAAAAGUGCCCAGGAUGGUCCUGUGAGCAAUCCCAGUAGCAGUGACAGCAGGCAGGACUCGCCCCACAAAGCCCCAAAGAAGAAGGGCAUCAAGUCCUCCAUUGGUCGUAUGUUUGGCAAAAAGGAAAAGGGUCGGCCUGGACAAACUGGCAAAGAAUCACCAGGACAAGAAACCUCAUCUCAGGAUGCGUUCCGACUUAGCAAAUUGGGAGGAAAGGCUGAAAAAAAUCAAAAAUUUUUUUUUGUAGCUGUUGUUUCUGAAGCCGAAAACUCAUCUCAGGAUGCCUUCCAACUUAGCAAAUUGGGAGGAAAGGAUGAAAAAAAUCGUCAACUUCAAAAACAGCCUGAGUUGCUGGAGGAAGCCCAGAGGCAAGGCUUACCAUUUUCACAGUGGGACGGGCCAACCGUGGUUGAAUGGCUGGAGCUCUGGGUUGGGAUGCCUGCUUGCUAUGUGGCUGCCUGCAGAGCAAAUGUGAAAAGUGGGGCCAUCAUGUCAGCUCUGUCAGACAGACAGAUCCAGCAAGAGAUUGGCAUCAGCCACCCUCUGCACAGACUGAAGCUGCGGCUGGCCAUCCAGGAAACCCUGUGGCUCACCAGCCCUUCGGCUCCACCCACAUUGAAAAAGACACUUGCAUAUGGGGACAUGGACCACGAGUGGAUUGGCAAUGAGUGGCUGCCCAGCCUGGGCCUACCUCAGUACCGAAGCUAUUUCAUGGAGUGCCUUGUGGAUGCUCGGAUGCUGGACCACCUGACCAAGAAAGACCUGCGGGGGCGGCUGAAAAUGGUUGACAGUUUUCACAGGAACAGCUUCCAGUGUGGACUUAUGUGCCUAAAAAGGUUAAAUUAUGAUCGGAAAGAACUGGAAAGAAGAAGAGAAGAAAGUCAGGAUGUAGUUAAAGAUGUGCUUGUUUGGAGCAAUGAUCGAGUGAUUCGCUGGGUCAUAUCCAUUGGCCUUAAAGAAUAUGCAAACAACCUCAUAGAGAGUGGGGUUCAUGGCGCACAGCUGGCCUUAGAUGAAGCCUUCGAUUACAACACAUUGGCCCUGUUGUUACAGAUCCCGACAGAGAACAGAAAGGCUCGAAAUGUCUUGGACAAAGAAUUUGCCGACCUUUUGGUCCUUGGGACUGUCAGACGUUUUGAUGUCGAGGAUGACAAACACUUUAGGAGAGCACCUUCAUGGAGAGAGAAGGUUAGAGAAAAGGCCAUUCAUGGCGUGGCAACUGGGUCAUCAGAGACACUCCCUGCAAACUUCCGAGUCUCUUCUUCCAAGUCUUUCUGCUCUAUGCAGCCCAAUGAGAUCCAGAUGGAUGGCAGUGUAUCAGAAACACAGAAGUUGGAUUCUGCGACAACCAGGACUUCCUCCUGUUAAGCCUCCUGUUGUUUUCCUGCACUACUUCUACAGAUGAUAUGCAGCAUUUUGAAUCCAACAGAGACUACGUUUUUUAAUUCAGUCGAAUCGCUAUCUGUUAAUACUUGUUAUAUGGACUCCUAAGAUAUUUUAUAACAGAGUUUUUAAUUAGUGAAAAAUUCAUCAAUAACAUAGAGAAAAUAUUUUAGAAUUUAAUGUUUCUUCUAUUUUUGUAAACUUAGGACUUUUCAUUUAUAUAGUUACUUACUUUUUCAUCUAUGUUUAGGCUAUAAAUAUCUCUGGAAGCAAUUCAUGUUCUUAUAUCUAAUUUUAGUCUUUCAAAUGGAUGUACUGUAAUGCUUGUAUGUAUAAACCCUAUGAACAAAUACACGGCUUUUGUAAAUUGUGCACAUAUUGUAAUUAUUACUAUUUAACUUUUUAAUGAUAAGCCAUCCCUGAAAAAAUUAGUUUACUACACUUUUUUUUGUCUUUUUUGUUUUUAUCGGUACUAGGGAUCAAACUCAGGACUGCCUGCUUGCAAGGCAGGUGCUUAUGCCACUGAGCUAAAUCCCCAGCCCAGUUUACUACAUUUAUAAAAUUGUUGUGACAUAAGCAAUGUGCAUUAUCUUUCACCUUGCUCUACAUCAGUCAUUUUAAAAUCAGGAGACUUCAUUCCAAGCAGUUGUCAUAUUUUGAGGUUGACUGACCUUAACUGUUCUUUUUUUAGCAAGAAAUCAGAGUCUAAUAAAGUCGGGACUGAACCGUUGCACCAGAGCACUAUAGAACAUUCUUAGCACUGGUUCCCUUUUCCCCAUCCUGUCUCUGGACUUGGGGAGCUUGUUUUCAGAGACUUGACCAGAAGCCAUGAGCUUGGAGCUGCUCUCAGCAGGGCUGGAGUGGCCAGGGGUGGACCCCAGCCUGGCACCUUCCCUGCCUCUUUCCUGUGAGCAUGUGGAAGGUGCCUCCAGCUAUUCUUAGAGGACCAAUCACUGAGCACUGUGCUCACAUCUCACAGACAUUGGUGCAUGAGCAGAUGAGAGCAGGAAACCCUGAAAAUAAAGUUGUACAACUCUAACUAAUCAAGGCCUUAUUUUUCAUAUGUCAGUCACCUUUUUACAUUGGUUUAUAAACAUGUUUCAACUAGUCAUACAUUUUUAGAUUUUGAUGACAUAGCCAUUUUGGAUUGAACAAGUAGCAAAAGCAACUUGCUUUUCACUGGCAUAUUAAAAAGCCAGCAAGGAAGGAGUCAGAUCAGGGUGCAUGUUAUUUAUUGUGCAACUGAUACAUGGGUAGAGGCAGCAUGCCUUUUUAAUUUAGUUUAUGCAGGGGCUGGGGAUUUAGCUCAGCGGCAUAAGCGCCUGCCUUUCAAGCAGGCCGUCGUGAGUUCGAUCCCUGGUACUGAUAAAAACGAAAAAGACAAAAAAAAAAAAAAAAAAAAGAAAAAAGAAAAAAAGAAAAAAAAUAAUUUGGUUUAUGCAUACAAUUCACUUGUACAAUCCAUAUUACUGCCCUUUUUCUAUUAAUUUUUGUGGAAUUUUCUGAGUAUGUAACAAAGUAUACAGUCAUAUACAUAUAUAUACUUUUGAACUAUUUUAAUCACAGUAUUAUUUAUUGCUUUCUUUCAAUAAAGUUCUGAAUCAUU
Molecule: messenger RNA, 4481 nt
Organism: Cavia porcellus (domestic guinea pig)
Lineage: Eukaryota; Metazoa; Chordata; Mammalia; Rodentia; Caviidae
Product: liprin-alpha-1-like
Exons: 18
Coding region: 647-2860 (737 amino acids)
Biological process (GO): synapse organization
Cellular component (GO): presynaptic active zone
Molecular function (GO): protein binding
Source: RefSeq, a predicted model, not a curated record